Messenger RNA from Seriola dumerili (greater amberjack), 2227 nucleotides. It is a transcript of the gene cpdp, whose product is annotated as deoxyribodipyrimidine photo-lyase-like. The transcript has 10 exons. Gene Ontology annotation, molecular function: deoxyribodipyrimidine photo-lyase activity. Bases 121 to 1794 code for a protein of 557 amino acids. The record is from RefSeq and is a predicted model, not a curated record. NCBI's taxonomy places the organism in Eukaryota, Metazoa, Chordata, Actinopteri, Carangiformes, Carangidae. Gene Ontology annotation, biological process: photoreactive repair.
CACGACACGCGCAAACGUGUGCAACAACGAUAGUUAUAUCUUCUGUCGUUUCUUUCGGCCAGCGUCAAAUUUCUUUUCCCAGUUGUGCUGUAGCAGCUUCACUCCAGGUUUAUCCGCUGUAUGUUGCUCUGCAUUUGGAGGAGCUCAUCGUUUUCCUCUGCACCAAGGCGGCUCUUGAAGCUUGUUAUCCACAGUAAUCCGAGGCCCUGUCUAAUCAACUCCCUCUUCACCAAGUCAUUCACUAGUGAAACCAUCAUGUCAGACAGAAAACGCAAGGCAACAUCUGCUCCUGCUGGAAAGCAGCCCUCUGCCAAGCAGCAGAAGCUGGUUCCCCUGAAGGAGGAGAAGAAGGAGGAGAAAGCUGGGGGCUGGCUGCAGGAGAAGUUGAAGCAGCUUAGGACAGAGAAGAAGGAAAUCAAGUUAAACAAAAAGCGCCUCCGUUUUGUAUCUGACACUGAAAAGAUAAAGCAGGGCUCAGAGGGUGUCCUGUAUUGGAUGUCAAGGGACCACAGAGUACAAGAUAACUGGGCGCUGAUCCGUGCGCAGCAGCUUGCUGUGAAGGAAAACCUUCCUUUGCACGUCUGUGUUUGUCUGGUUGUCCCAAAAUCAGAACUGUCCACUCUGAGACAUUUCAGCUUUAUGCUGAAAGGUCUGAAAGAAGUUGCAAAGGAAUGUAAAGCCUUAGACAUCCAGUUCCACUUGCUCCAUGGUUCAGUGGGGGAAGUUCUCCCUGGCUUUGUGUCUGACCGCAGCCUGGGGGCAGUGGUGACAGAUUUCUCCCCGCUCAGAGAGCCACUACAGUGGUUGGAGGAUGUCAAAAAGAGACUUCCAAAGGACAUACCCCUCAUACAGGUUGAUGCCCAUAAUAUUGUUCCGUGCUGGGUAGCAUCACCUAAACUCGAGUACGCCGCCAGGACCAUCCGAGGAAAAAUCACCAAGCUUUUGCCAGAGUUCCUCACUGAUUUUCCUCUGGUAGAGAAACAUCCCUACACAGCUACAAGAACCGCCAAACCAGUAGACUGGGACAAAACCCUGGUCUCUCUGCAGGUUGACAGAACAGUAGGAGAGCCGGAGUGGGCUACGCCAGGCACCAAGGGAGGCAUAGCCAUGUUGGAGUCAUUCAUUGAUGUGCGCCUUAAACUGUUUGACAUCAAACGCAACGACCCGAAUGCUGCCGCCCUCAGCCACCUCUCCCCCUGGAUCCGCUUCGGCCACCUGUCAGCCCAGCGUGUGGCGCUGCAAGUUCAGCACAGCGGGAAGAAGGCAGGUCAGUCCGUCUCCUCCUUCAUCGAGGAGCUGGUGGUGCGCAGGGAGCUGACAGACAACUUCUGCUUCUACAACAAGAAAUACGACAGCGUGGAGGGUGCGAGCGAGUGGGCUCAUAAGACCCUUGAAGCUCAUGCCAAAGAUAAGAGGCCGUAUCUCUACACGCGUCAGCAGCUGGAGGAAGCAAAGACACAUGACAAACUCUGGAACGCAGCUCAGUACCAGAUGGUCAGUGAGGGGAAGAUGCAUGGUUUCUUGAGGAUGUACUGGGCCAAGAAGAUUCUGGAGUGGACUUCGUCACCAAAGGAGGCGCUCUCCAUCGCCCUGUACCUUAACGAUCGCUAUGAGCUGGAUGGCCAGGACCCUAAUGGCUUUGUCGGUUGUAUGUGGUCUAUUUGUGGCAUCCAUGACCAGGGCUGGGCAGAGAGACCUGUUUUCGGAAAGAUCCGUUACAUGAACUACAAAGGUUGCACUCGGAAGUUUGACGUAGCCCAGUUUGAGCGAAAGUACUGUCCCAAAAAACUCUGAAACAAACUGCUUUGAAAGAUGGGAAUAAAAUGCCUGACAGCCUUCAUCUCCCACAUCUUCACCUCAGGGAGCAUUUGUAUAGCUUCUGAUUUCUAUUCUUCUCCUUGUUCCUCGCUGCUUUCGUCAUGUCCAAAACAUUCAGUGUGUUAUUGCUCGGCCUGUUUUUUUUACUGACUAUUCAGACAUGUUGACUGUAUGACUUUUUUUUUUUUUUUUUUUUUUUUUUUUUUUUUUUUUUUUUUUUUUUUUUUUUUUUCUGGUAGUUUGCUAUAGAGUGCGAUGUUGCUUAACUUAGUUUGUGCUUACUUAGCAAAAAGAGUUUGCUCUGUUUUUAUAUUACAUUAUUUUUUUUACUUUUGGUUUUUACUGUAAAAAUCUUAUUUUACAAAGAAGAUGCUUUGUUUGGGGUCACAGUGGUCUUCUCAUAUCAAAC